UCAUACAAGGCUGCUACGUCCCAACAAUCGAGGUAGUGACUAUCCUGGUCAUUGUAUUGUGAAGAGACCUAGCUUAUUGAUCCUUCUGCUUAUACAUGCUUGCUGCCCCGCGCUGUCUAUUAUACAUGUCAGAAGCUUCUAUUAUUAAUCCAAGCCCGAUAGGUCUGCGAUUCCACGCCCCUUCGUUGAUCGGCUUCCAGCAUCUUUGCUAAAGCCGCUCAAUAUUCAAGCCUGGAAUUUAGGGACUUAACCUGAUUUUCAGUUCCGAUUUCUCCCCGGCGCACGCUGCAAGGUACGAUAGUAGGAGCCGCAACGGAGAAGAUCCUGAGACAUUGACUACCCUGCGUACAUCGUGUUACGUCAGAAUAGCGAACACGAGCUACAUCUGUCUUUGGUCACCACACCACCACGCCUAUCGCCAACAAUACACCGAGUAUGGGCUAUACGAUCCUCAUUACAGGUGCAUCCAGCGGCUUCGGUGCACUUACAGCCCGCGCGUUGGCUAAAGCUGGCCAUAACGUCUAUGCUGGUCACCGGAGUCUUAGGACAGAAUCUGCGGCUGUAGAAAAAGACAGUACUUUCAAUAAAGAGCACGGUCUGGAAAUUCAUGCCCUCGAGCUCGAUGUGACUAAGGACGAAAGUUGCAAAGCGGCUGUCGAGAAGGUCAUCACCGAGGCGGGCUCUUUAGACGUCGUGGUUCACAAUGCUGGUCACAUGGGUUUCGGUCCUCUAGAGGCUUUCACACCGGACCAGCUGCUGAGCAUGUUUGACGUCAAUGCGCUGGGCACCCAUCGACUCAACCGUGCAUUCCUGCCGUACAUGCGGAAGAAAGGAACCGGGUUGGUUUUAUAUGUCGGAUCGACUAGCACAAGGGGCGCGAUGCCGCCCUUUCUAGGGCCGUACUUUGCGGCAAAAGCGGCCAUGGACUCGUUGGCGGUCAGCAUGGCUGCUGAGUUAUCGCUUUGGGGGAUAGAGACGUCAAUUGUCGUUCCGGGCGCCUUUCCUACUGGCACAAACCAUUUCACGAAUGCGGCUCGCCCUCAUGAUACGAACGUCGCGAUUGAGUACGAGACCGGAGCCUAUCAAGGGGUAUCGCAGCGCGUCGACAAGGCGUUCGAGAACAUGACUCCAAAGGACAAUCCCCCAGAUGUUAACGAUGUCGCCAAAGCCAUUGUGGAGGUAGUAGGUACGGCUCAUGGCAGGAGACCUUUCAGGGUGCAUAUCGAUCCACUGAAUGAUGGAGCGGAGGAUGUGAGCAAGGUUGCCGAUAAGAUACGUGCGGACUAUUACACCCAAAACAACUUGGGUGACCUGCUGGCACCAAAAGCUACGACCGGUUGAUAAGCACCAAGGCAAUGGCAGGAAGACUCGUUGGGGAGCCGCAGGUGGUGUCAGGUCAGUUUCUACCAACUAGGUAUCACUAUAGCAGUAAGCCUUGUAAUUAAUUUUGAAAUAACCAUCUCGUCGUGAAUGAUUCC
Molecule: messenger RNA, 1478 nt
Organism: Pseudovirgaria hyperparasitica
Lineage: Eukaryota; Fungi; Ascomycota; Dothideomycetes; Acrospermales; Acrospermaceae
Product: short-chain alcohol dehydrogenase
Exons: 2
Coding region: 436-1341 (301 amino acids)
Source: RefSeq, a predicted model, not a curated record